Messenger RNA from Drosophila elegans, 776 nucleotides. Its product is annotated as NADH dehydrogenase [ubiquinone] 1 alpha subcomplex assembly factor 3. The coding region runs from base 110 to 700 and encodes 196 amino acids. Gene Ontology annotation, biological process: mitochondrial respiratory chain complex I assembly. Gene Ontology annotation, cellular component: mitochondrial inner membrane. The transcript is spliced from 3 exons. The record is from RefSeq and is a predicted model, not a curated record. Lineage: Eukaryota; Metazoa; Arthropoda; Insecta; Diptera; Drosophilidae.
AACCAAAUUCCACGCGCCCGGUCACGCUGAUCUGAUAAACUUUUCGAUUCCAGUCUAUUUUGUUUUAAAUUGUUGUAAUAACUAUUAAUUACUUUUAUAACACAAGACCAUGAUUGCGAGGACCCUGAGGGCCGUGGGUCGGCAAAGUCGCGGACUCCUGCUGCCAAGGAGCACUAUGUGUCGCCCGUUUCACGCGAUUCCGGCAAACUUUAGCAAAGCCUACGACCACGAUGGGAAAACAAAAGUCACUAUUUUCAACACCGAAACGGAUCUGGGACUCAUGGUCACGGGCUACAGCCAGUACGGAUUCAGGCUGAACAACGACAUGGUCCUGAUAGGACCUAUUUCAGUUUUUCCCAGAUCAGUUUUGUCCUGGAACGUGAACAGCUUCGAGGACAUCAACGAGGAAAGUCUCAGUCUCUUUCCUACAUUAGAACCAAAAAUUGACGUCCUAAUUAUCGGCAUUGGCGACCAAGCUCCGCCGCCAGCCCUUUCCAAAAGGAUCAUAGAAUUCAUGAAGAAGUAUAAGAUCAAUGUUGAGGUUCUUCGCACAGAGCAGGCCUGCGCCACAUUUAACUUCCUGAAUGCCGAAAACCGAAUGGUGGCCUGCGCUCUGAUUCCCCCACUGCACCUCACCUACAACGAGAACGACAUCCUGCAGGCGAAGCUGCGGAAGAAGGAGCUCUACGAGACCGAAUAGGAUUACUUAGCUACAUAAUGAUGCUUGCGUGAAAGGCUGGUGCUUUGUUAGAAAUUAAACUGUUUUGUAAAAUUCA